GUUUAUGAUCUCAAUAGUUCUUUCCAAAAUGCAAAGAACGCAUGAAUAUAACACAGAGAAUUGGUGCAUUCUCUGCCUCGGGCAGUGAAAAUACUCUAUGGUUAAGUUUUUGAAGACAGAGAACAUUGGGCUGGAAGACGUGUUGGUAAAAAAUUAGUUGUAAAAUCAGCUCUUGAUGAAGAUUUGAGUGGGCUACUGGCACGAUGGGUCUCUAUGUUAAUCUCUGGCUGGUACUUGCACUAUCUGAUCUUAUUUUUGCAGGUAAAUGUUUUAACUAUUCAGUUGUCUAUCCUGCUGGUUGAAGUUAUGUACAUUACAAUAAAUAAGAUAGUUUUUUGAUUCAGUAUAGAAGGGCUAGAUUUGUAAAACUGGAGAGUUAAAUUUUUUUUUUUUUUAAAAAGAACUAUUUUGUGAUACCAUUAGCUUAUUCCAUGCUUAUAGACAUGAGCCAUCGAGUAAAAUUGUAAUUGUAGUAAACAGCAUAAUUACAAAAUCAGAUCCUGCAAAGUCAUAGAAAUCAAAUAAUAAAAUUAAAAGCAUUCCUGUUAUUAACAGUGAUACAAAUAAGUUAUGGUUAACAAUGUUAAUUAUAAAUAAAUAGCUAAUACUGAAGAUAGAAGUGCGCCAGAUGUAGGACAUGUUCAAAAUUCACUAACACAAAUCUGGUUUUAGUAGUGAUGGCUUCCAUUCUAUUCAAAUCUAUAAAAUGUCUUGUUUAGCAAUACUCAGGGAUAUAAGUGAAAUAUAGUAUAUAUACACACAUUUUGUUUAAUAGUCUACCUUGUAAAUUGUUUUGAUAUUUUUUUAUAUUCUCGCUUGUUGAAUAGAUGUCAGAAUGUCAUAGGAUUUACCUAGCUCCUUAUUCUAAAGAGACUAAAUGUUGAGAUACUGUAUGUGCCUGUUAGUGAUAGACUGCCACACUUAUUUGUUUAAAUUACAUUAUGCUUAGGUAGAUAAAACAUUUUUUUUUUAAAUUCUUUAUUUUGAUGUGCCAUGAGUGAAAAACAUGUUUAUCAUACACAUCAGUGUAAAUUACAGUGGUCAAUAAUCAUAUUGUGUUGCAAAACUUAGCACUUUUUAUAUUAAAAAUGUUAUAUGCGUGUGUCCCUAGACGGUUUCGAGAGGCAGUGGUGAGUUUAGGUGCCUAUGGUGGGGCAUGAAAUCCGUCACCUAGAGUGAGAAGGGGUAGUGGUGAUGUGAUCCAGAAUGGGUACUAUUGUUUUAUGUCGAUACAUAAGUGUAUACUGGCUGUCUUCUGGAGAGUAAAUUAGUGAGGUAACACUCCUGGAUCAGUAUGGUGUAAGUGUAGAAUCUGUUUUUUGCAGAAGAAGUGUAAGAGUAGGUUAUAUCGAGGCUUUUCCUUCAGGAGGAGGUGUGCUAUAUAGACUACGCUGGAAGGGUUGUAACUGCUAUUGCAGACUUCCUAGGAGACUGUCCCCAUCUCCAGGCCUUCCUUCGGAGUGAUGAUAACAAGUGUAUGCCAUUUGCCUGCAAUAGAGUUUCAGUAGUCGUUCCAAACUCUCUAAAGCCUCCUCACAUCCAAUGAAAGGCAACCACUUUAAAGAUGCAUAUUAGCUAAAAUCUAUAUUUCGCCUUGUAUUUGCAGGUGGCAUAAUCCAACUUGAGAUGGAUAGUUUAAAUAAGGUAUAGCAGUUUAAGAGAGUUAGGAAUAAUUUUUUUUUCAAAAAUUCUUUAUUUUUGUAGUGCAUAGAUACAUGACAAGGACAUUUGCAAAAUAUCAGAAAAAUAUAUAAAAAUAAUCAAGGUAAAGAGAUAUACCCCUCAAAGGUUAAUCACAGAAUAGACUGCAUAUUUUUUGAUGAAAAUGACUAAAACCCAGUGCUAGCAGAUUAAAAGCAGAAGGAGUGCACUGAUAUAAAACGAAGCCUAUGCAUUGAUUGCUAAGCUAACAGGAGUAAAAUAAAUACAGUAAAGCAGAUACACUGGUUUUGUACACUGGCACUAAAGCAUGUUGGUGAUAAGGAAAAAGAUAGAGGUAUGGCAUAUCACACACACGAGAAACCUUGGUUGAGGUGGAAAGGUCACAUACUAUUCCUCAAGUGGGGCUCUAAAUUCGGCUAGCCCCUUAGCCAAUGCCUCUCCUUAAGACCAGCAUUGUGAGUGUGGCAAGAGGUGCAAGGAAGAGCAGCAUCCAAACAGGACAGAAUAGGUGAGGUGUGCCCUAGUCAGAUAUUGCAGAAAGAUAGGUUUGCCCUGGAGCAGCCCCCUGUAAGGUAAGAGUAAGGUCGAAGACCGGUGAGGGGAAUGGUGUCACACAUAUUUGCAGCGGCAUUCGCACAUAACAACGCUACACACCACUCCUCCCAGCAUAGCCCUUUCUUCAUUACAUGUGGUAGACAUCUCCUUGUUAUUCCUUCUCAGUUUCAUGAGACAGGAUUACCCGCUCUUGACUGCCACCUUCAUGAUCUUCAGGAUCGGUGGAAGCUUGCGCAUGGUGCUUUGUCUUUGGCUUCCUCUCGUCAUAAGACCUAUGCUGACAAACGUCACUCUAUGGCACCUAAUUAUGUUGUUGUUGUUGACAGGGUCUGGCGGCAUUCCGAAAUGGUAAGGGGAAUGCCGCCGGUCUCAUAUCUUUCCGGCCACUGCCCGCCAGGUCCGCUCAUGCCCGGGAGCGGUCUUGAACGGUGGGCACGUCACGGUCUGGCAGCAUUCCCACGUGGUUAUGGAAAUGCCACCCAUCACUCACCCCUGGUGAUGGCUCCUCCUUCUCUCACAGCGGCCGGGUCUGUAAACAUUAGAGACGCCGGUCGCUGCAGCUUUGUUAGAUUUAAGGGUUUUUUAGUUAACCCUUAAAGUACCAUAUUAUGAUUGAUAUGUGGUUGUGCCACACACACAAGCCUACGAACACAUGAUUCCCAAUCAGGGAGUGCCUUAGACUACUUAAACCUGUUUUGUCCAUUUCUCUAUGCCCUAUCGUGAUUUCCAUUGUGGUUAUCCAAGAGCGCGUUCCUGGUAUUGAUUCUAGUGUUUUUUACCUUGGCUUCAGUUCUGACUAUCCGAUCUCUGUAUUCCUUGACCUUUGGCUUGGCUCCUGACUAUUCUGUAGUCUCCAUUCCUUGACUCGUGGCUUGUUCACUGUCUUCGUGAUUUCUGCGUAUUGUCUUUAUCCUGGUUUUUUCCUUUAUACGUUAAAUCCGGCCAUUCUAAGGCCCGGUAAUACAUAUUAGGAUUUUCCUUUAUAUCUACUUAAGUUCUGCGUGUUGGGCAUCAGCUAUUCCUGACAAACAGCACCACUGCACCAUGCUUGGCAGGUGCCUCUUCCGCCUCCUCUUUCGGGCAUAUAAGCAUCGGUUAUAGAGGAGCUCCGUCUCUCGGCAAUCUGCCUCCCUGGAAAACCAGAUGGAUGUUGCCGUCGACCAGGGUAUUCCUUCCAGUGCACAUCCGACAGCUCCAGCGAGAGAUAAUCAGGAAUGGUGUAGGCUGCCUUCAUGCUUUGCAUGUUCCACAAGACAGGGGGUGCUGUGACUUCUACACAGAGCUAUAACUGUUCCCAGAAGGCCUCACAUAUGCUGUUAAAUGCUGUCAAUAGAUCCAAUCGAGGCCCCACAGAGUCAUGCUCUGUCGCCAUUUUGGGUGCCAACAAUAAGCCCUGUCAAAUUUACUGUGUGCACAAGUCAGUCCUAAAGUUAAUUACGUAGCUUAGAGUGCCGGGAUAUCCCUCACCGGCAGAGAUGAUGACGACGAGGUUUCUCACCGAGAUGUUCUUUAGUAGAUUGUGGGUAGAGGGAAUGUCCGCCUCCCUCACUCCUGUGUUGCAAGGUAGACCGCAACUAGGCCGCAGGCUUGUCCCAGUAAGAUGCUGACUGGAUGAAAUUAUGCCAAACGCACAGAUUAGUCCCCCCGGGAUUGUAGUAAAUCAGUAGGGUCAUCAGGUGUCAUCUCCUUGGAGCAAAAAGUCAGCUUAAAGGGACACUAUAGUCACCUAAAUUACUUUAGCUUAAUAAAGCAGUUUUAGUGAAUAGAUCAUUCCCCUGCAAUGUCACUGCUCAAUUCACUGUCAUUUAGGAGUUAAAUCACUUUGUUUCUGUUUAUGCAGCCCUAGCCACACCUCCCCUGGCUAUGAUUGACAGAGCCUGCAUGAAAAAAAAAACUGGUUUCACUUUCAAACAGAUGUAAUUUACCUCAAAUAAUUGUAUCUCAAUCUCUAAAUUGAACUUUAAUCACAUACAGGAGGCUCUUGCAGGGUCUAGAAAGCUAUUAACAUAGCAGGGGAUAAGAAAAUCUUAAUUAAACAGAACUUGCAAUAAAGAAAGCCUAAAUAGGGCUCUAUUUACAGGAAGUGUUUAUGGAAGGCUGUGCAAGUCACAUGCAGGGAGGUGUGACUAGGGUUCAUAAACAAAGGGAUUUAGCUCCUAAAUGGCAGAGGAUUGAGCAGUGUGGCUGCAGGGGCAUGUUCUAUACACCAAAACUGCUUCAUUAAGCUAAAGUUGUACAGGUGACUAUAGUGUCCCUUUAAGAGACUAUAUUGUGAGAAAUCUCCAGGAGCUCAUGCAGUGUGCAACCACUCGCCAUGCCAGUCAAGCGCCGCCCCAAAGGGUGCAAUCAUUUUGAGGUACGAAGAGAGCACUGCUUUCUCUUUAGCAUUGAUUGAAGGUUUCGUUUUUUUUUAUCAUAUAACAGUGUUAAUUUGGGGGGCAAAUUUCAAUUUGUUUAAAUAUACUUAGGGAUUAAGGAGAGAGCGCAGGUAACUUUUUUAUUUGGUUUUUACUAUAUGUAUUAGCUGAUGUGUAUUGUGGUCAUUGCUGCCACCCAGGAGUGAUGGGAGUGAGUGCAGGAGUUUUCUUUCUGUAUUUGUAUUCACUUUUUGUAUCACACAGCUAGGUUACAAUGCUGCCGCCCAUCCCAUGUGUUCCCUAUUAAGGGUUAAUAAGUAUAUAGGGGUGUGGCGGAACCAACCUCGCUACUGGGCACUGGAGAAGCCUGGUUGCUUGCCUGCUCCCUCUGGACUAUGGCCCCAUGUUAAACGCUGUUCUUUUCCCCUUUAGAAAGGCUUGUUCCCCUUUAGAAAGGCUUGUUUGGUUACCGCAGCUUAAUUGGUGAAUGCUGGGAGGCCGCUUUUCGUAUAACCGAACACGUGGCAGCGGCCAUCUUAAACUCCCGAAUGGCCAGCGGUGUUCAGCUACAAAUCUAUGGAACUCAAAACAGACACUUAUUUGCAUGAACACCGCUGAGCCGCCGACCUCCCUUCUCCUACAAUUCAUACGAACGCCGCCCGUUCGGUACUUUCCCUAUGUAAGCAGUGUUACCACAGAUAGCUAUGCCAUGGAGCCCAUUCGUGUAACGAAAAACUAUGUGAAAGACUUUGGCUCCAUGGUGAUUUAACUGUAUGUAAGUGAUCUACCGCCAUUCGGUAAUAAUGUGCGCUCAGAUCUAAACUAUCUGGGGAUAUGUUGAAUGUAUAUGUUUUAUGUAGUAAUUGUAACACUGUGUAAUUUUGUCUUUUUACUAACAAGUGGCUAAUGGAAUUUUGCCUCUGUCCUUGAGAGUGACCUCGAAUGGAGUAUAACCCGAGGGUUAUGCUGGGAAGCUGAACUAGAAGAGAUCCAGUUUCAGUGAGGAGAGGGACUCCCCAGUGUAUACCAGCGUUUGUGGGACCAGGUAGCUCAAUGGAGGCCGCUUCUGGGGGAGCAACCCAAGGCAGAGUGGGUAGGCUGCAUGGAAUCCCUAGUAGAACAGGAACUGGUACUGGAUAAUGCCUACCGGGUGCUGUGGUGGCACGCAAUACAUCAGGAUGCCUGGCUGUCGGAGGGGGCUUCGCCGGAAGGGAAGGACUAUGGUGGCCCUAGUCUGAUAUGGAGGGCCCAGGUGGCAGGUGGAGAUGGGACCGAAGCCUCUCCACCGGCCCUACAGGGAUGCUGGGCAGUCGGCCCAGAUCUCCAGCAGCAGUGUGAGCCCCAGGGAGCUGAAGGUGCCGUCCUUCCUCCCCAGCGGCAGUGUGUAUCUUUGGGAGAGGAGACAAUUGGUCUCCCUCCCAAGCAGUCCAGUGAGUUACAGGGAGAGAAAGGUGCUGUCCUUCCUCCCCAGUGGCAGUGUGAGUUACAGGGAGCUGAAGGUGCCAUUCUUCCUCCCCAGCGGCAGUGUGUAUCCUUAGGAGAGGAGACAGUCGGUCCCUCUCCCCAGCAGCCAAGUGAGUUCCAGGGAGCCGAAGGUGCCGUCCUUCCUCCCCAGCGGCAGCUUAUUUCACAAAGGGGAGACCUUAUUCUCCCAGAUGGGGCAGAUGGGACCGCGGUCUCUGCACCCGGUCUAAUUGGGUCCGGGACAGCCUGUCCAGAUCCCCAGCAGCAGGACUGUUUAUCGAAAGGGGAGACAGUCGGUCUCCCCCUCCAGCAGCAGCACCGGCUCAGGGAGAGAAGCCUACUACCCCCUCCUACUGUCUCCGGCAGUCCCCCCCCAGCUGUGAUCAACAUGGAUCGCCGGUCCAGGUAAGUCCAGGGCUCCUAUUUGCAUUGAUGACAAUUUUUUGUCAGACGUACCUAGUACAUCAGCAGGUUUUAAGGGGAUAUGUAUUUAUAACGUCAUUCUAAAUUUAUUUUCAUUUAAAUACAUUUGUAUAUUAAUAUCAAAAUACAGUAAAAACUAAGUUAAACUGAUAUAUAAUUUAAAAAAAUAAUGUUUUCAUUAUUUUUAUUUUAUUGUUUAAAUGUAUUUAUAUAAUAAAUUUUAUUUUAUAUAAUUAUAUAUAUAUAUAUAUAUAUAUAUAUAAUUAAUGUUAUUCUACGUGUAUUUUAAUAUUAAUAUAUAUUUAUAUAUAAUUAUAUAGAUUAAUAUUAAAAUACACUUUUAUAAUGAUUUAUGUAUGUGCAUAUAAAAGUACUAUAUAUAUAUAUAAAUAUAUAUAUAUAUAUAUGAUCUAAGAACUUUUAUUUACUUUAUUAAACUUUAUAAUAACUUUUAUUUACUUCUUAAAUUUGUGCAGGCAUAAAGGGGACAGCCUGAUAGCUCAGGCACUGACCCUGCAGGUACUGCACAAGCUGGCUAUUCCGGCCAUGUGAUCGCAAGGACCCCGCGAUCACAUGGCACGGGAGGGCCAGAUUGGGCAGAGGGGGGCGCGAUCGGCAGCUGGGGAUUCACAGUGAUCAGGUAAGUGGGGAUUUACUAUUGGACGGACCAGGUACGUCUGCCGUCGUUAACAGACGUUUUUUUGUCGGACGUACCUGGUACGUCAGAGGUCAGGAAGGGGUUAAACAAAUACAAACAAACCAAAAUAAAGCAAGAAAAAGUUUGAAAAGUAUGUAAUAAAUAUAUAUAAACUUACAAUAAACCUGGCCAGAUUACAUUGUUGGGCACUCUUCUCAGCUAGGGAAGUUUUUUUUUUAUCCCCUCUCCCCACCCAUUUACCCACCCAUCUCCACUUAAGACUAGUCCACUAAUGACAGAAAUAGGGUAUCAUUGUGCUUUAGCAGAAGAGAGAAACACAGCACUGGCAUGUGCUCUGCAUGAAUUACACAGGUCAAUCUCGCUAUCUUCUCUCCCUGUCAGGAUGUUGCAAGGUGAAGAGAUCUCCCAACUACACAUAUGUAAAUAUGUCAAUCAUGCUCAAUGCACUUUUCCAGCAUUCCUAGGGAUAGGACACUGAUUGGUUAGAGCAAUGUCCCCCUGGAGAUUACUAUUUCUCAUAUUUACUUGAUUUUACCAGCCUGCAGACUGAGGCAACUGUUUCAUUCAAAGCUAAAGCUUUUGAAUGAGACAGCUGUCUUGCAGCAAUGCAUGUCCCUUUAAAUUGUAUUCUAAUUUCUUUCUUGUUUAUUUACACAACAAAUUCAUAAAAUAAAUAAAGAUUAGAUUUACUAAAACUUCAUUAUAGUUGGGACAUAUUUACCUGGAAAAGACCAAAAUGAAUUGCACAUACAUAGUUUUACCGUAUAACAUAUGAAAGUAUCCAAAACAAUAAUGAAACACAAAAAUAUAAAUAAACAUGCAUAUUUUACAGCGGAUGAAGUACAAAUAUUCAAUUUGUAAUAAAUAUUCAAUUACAUUAAGACAUAUACUUGUGCUCAAUAACUUUUACUAACUAACACUUUUUUUCCUCCCUUGUUUUUCAGAUGUACCUUAUUACGUUCCAAAGAUCACCACUAAGCCACUUUUGGGGAAAGUAACAUACUCGGGUUUUGUAAUAGAAAAACCACAAUGCAUCUUCAACCAGUAUCCUUCAAGUGAUGUCUGGGUGGUAAUUGCACAAAAUGCUAGUAUGUAUAUAUUUUAUUUGAUUUCUUAGGAAAAUACAUUCAGAAUUAAAAUUAAAAUCACUUGAUUUUGUUGCAAUUUAUUUUUUUCCCCACAUUCUUUAUUUUUGUUGUGCAUAGCAUGGCAAUUAAGAAGAGAAUAGUCACAAAUAUAAAUGUGAAAAAAUACCAUGAAAUGUCAAAUACUGCACUUUUUGAUAAAUAAAAUAAGAAACCGUGGAGAACAAAAAUGUCUAGGUAUGACUUCCCAUCAGUGGUAUCUGCUACACAAGCUGAACGAUAUGCUAUGAAAACACAAUCAAUACUAAGUUAUCAGUGAUGGUAGAUAGGGACUUUAUUUUAGGAGGUGGGAAUCCCUAGCCACAUCGGGGGUAGGGGCAUCUUAUUACUAUUUGGAGGGGGGGGGGUUGGACAAUGGUCCAACCCUCAUACUUUAUAUUUAAUUGGGGACCCCACCCACCAACAUGGAUGGGGGACAGGGGAAGGGAACACUGGAUUCCCCUGCCCUUUUUAUGAUUAUUAGGAUCCCAUGUUGCCGGUGCUCCCAUGGGUGGAGGGCUAUGUUUCCCCUUUUAUUUCACAGGCUCCAUCCCACUGGAUACGGGCCAUUACUAUUGUCUAGAUAGCAAUUCCUCCCUAGUCGCUAGUUUUAAAUGUUUAGCAGCAAGCAAUGCCAGCAGGCAAGUAGUUCUUCAAAUUAUUAAUUCACUUGCAAAAGGCAAGUGAAUGAUGAUUGCGGACGUGCAUCCUACUGUAUGCAUUCGGAUUAUCCGCCAUACUGUCAUUGAUAAAUUUCAGUACUGUAAAUUGGACAAUGGUAUGUCCACCCUCAUACUUUAUAUUUAAUUGGGGACCCCACCCACCAACAUGGAUGGGGGACAGGGGAAGGGAACACUGGAUUCCCCUGCCCUUUUUAUGAUUAUUAGGACCCCAUGUUGCCGGUGCUCCCAUGGGUGGGGGGCUAUGUUUCCCCUUUUAUUUCACAGGCUCCAUCCCACUGGAUACGGGCCAUUACUAUUGUCUAGAUAGCAAUUCCUCCCUAGUCACUAGUUUUAAAUGUUUAGCUGCAAGCAAUGCCAGCAGGCAAGUAGUUCUUCAAAUUAUUAAUUCACUUGCAAAAAGCAAGUGAAUGAUGGUUGCAGACGUGCUUCCUACUGUAUGCAUUCGGAUUAUCCGCCAUACUGUCAUUGCUAAAUUUCGGUACUGUAAAUUGGCAAUGGUAUGUCCACCCUCAUACUUUAUAUUUAAUUGGGGACCCCACCCACCAACAUGGAUGGGGGACAGGGGAAGGGAACACUGGAUUCCCCUGCCCUUUUUAUGAUUAUUAGGACCCCAUGUUGCCGGUGCUCCCAUGGGUGGGGGGCUAUGUUUCCCCUUUUAUUUCACAGGCUCCAUCCCACUGGAUACGGGCCAUUACUAUUGUCUAGAUAGCAAUUCCUCCCUAGUCGCUAGUUUUAAAUGUUUAGCUGCAAGCAAUGCCAGCAGGCAAGUAGUUCUUCAAAUUAUUAAUUCACUUGCAAAAAGCAAGUGAAUGAUGGUUGUGGACGUGCAUCCUACUGUAUGCAUUCGGAUUAUCCGCCAUACUGUCAUUGAUAAAUUUCGGUACUGUAAAUUGGACAAUGGUAUGUCCACCCUCAUAUUUUAUAUUUAUUUGGGGACCCCACCCACCAACAUGGAUGGGGGACAGGGGAAGGGAACACUGGAUUCCCCUGCCCAUUUUAUGAUUAUUAGGACCCCAUGUUGCCGGUGCUCCCAUGGGUGGGGGGCUAUGUUUCCCCUUUUAUUUCACAGGCUCCAUCCCACUGGAUACGGGCCAUUACUAUUGUCUAGAUAGCAAUUCCUCCCUAGUCACUAGUUUUAAAUGUUUAGCUGCAAGCAAUGCCAGCAGGCAAGUAGUUCUUCAAAUUAUUAAUUCACUUGCAAAAAGCAAGUGAAUGAUGAUUGCAGACGUGCAUCCUACUGUAUGCAUUCGGAUUAUCCGCCAUACUGUCAUUGAUAAAUUUCGGUACUGUAAACUGGUUUGGAUUGGAUGCGGAAACUCUGAUUUUCCAAACUCAUCCAAAUGAAUGUUACAGAAACAGUCAGAACAACAGAAUCAUGACCACAUUUGGUUUAGUAAAUAUGAGAAUUGUCAAUGCAGUCAGAAUUAGUUUUCACCAGGGUUUGUCCAGUCGUACAAAAUACAGUGUUUAGUAAAUAAUCCCAUACAAAAAAAAUUAUUUACCCUUUUACCAGGCCUUGGAAAAAAAGAACCUGGGGACAUGGUACAGGCUUGCUAUAUUUUGGAAAGGGUGGAUUCACUCUGAAAAUUCGACCCUACUUCACAAAGUCAUUUGUCAGUUUAUUACUACUUGCCGCCAGCAUUCAAAUAUUGUAGUUUGUUUUUAAAAAGAGCCUAUGGUGGUCAAUAUGAGCCCCACAUUACUACAAGGGCAGUGCUAAAAUAACACAUGUAGCCACACUCAAGGGGCAUUGAUAACAAUUUUGGUGGGUGGGGGGACAAUGGACAACCAGUGGCGGAACUACCACUGUCGCAGGGGUCGCAGCUGCGACUGGGACCGUCACUCCAGGGGGCCCGGCCGCCCUGUGGAGCUCUGCGACCAGCGUGCCCAGCUUGCCAUGUGUUGCGGCCCGGCAAGCACUGUAGAGCCAUCAGGCCCAUGUGUUCAGAGAGAGCACUUCCUUUCAGUCCAGCCGGGUACAGGAAGCUCCUGUACCGGGGCCAGUGCCACCUGGCCACAAUACACUGAAUAACAGGUAGGAGGGAGCACUGUCCACUUCCCUCCUACCGGGUCACUCAAAUCAUGCUGGUGGGCCCUAGGCAACUGCCUAAGUUGCCUAUAGGACGUGCCGGCCCUGCUCUCAGCUUAUACAGAGCCCGCGAGGGAGAAAGAGGACGAAAGGAGGGAGUCAGAGUGGGAACUCUGACUCCCAUCAGGAGGGUGACUAAACCAUUGUGCAUAUGUGAUUGUUUGUGUUUGUGUGUCUUAAUGUAUGUGUGUGUCUCUGUAUGUGGGUGUGUGACUCUGUAUGUGUUUGUGUGUCAUGAUGUCGAUCCGGGGAGAGAGCCUGCGCAUGGUCGGCAUUACAGCAUGUCCGUGCUCGUUCAGCACGUAAACAAUAAUACCACAAAUAGACUUACCUCCUGCUGGGUCUCCCUCCACUCUCCAUGCUACACGGCUGGGAAUCGCGCUGGCGUUUUCAUGAACGCUGGACGCUUCCAAGGGCCGCAAUUUAAAGACACAGCCUCUGUUUUUAUCGCUGGUGACGCGGACGUGUGUGCGUCAACACGCCAACAGCGUGCACGCAAGUUUUGGCAUCACCAGGUCACAGUAACCAAUUAGAUCCCUAUCUGGGCUAUUUAAGAUUCCUGGUCCAUUUGUUUGAUGCCCCGUCGUGGUUUACAUUAGUUUGGUUUAUUCGAGAGUGCUUUAUAUAUUUCUUGUAUUUCUGGCAUUUUGACCUUGACUUGUUGUUCACUAUUCUCAUUUCUAUUGUCCUUGAUCUUUGGCUAUUCUUAUCUUUUAUUCUGACUUUUGUAUCCCAGACCUCGGCUUGUCUUGUAUUACUCUUGUUGCAUAUAAUCCGGCCAUAUCAAGGUCCAGUAAUAGGGUUACUGUCUUUUCGUAUUUGCUGUCCUUGUCUUUGCUUGUUUGAUCUUAUCUCUCUGUGACAGUGUGUCUCUGUAUGUGUGUGUGUCUGUUUGUGUGUCUGUGUGUGUGUGUCUCUGUGUGUGUCUCUGCAUGUGUUUCUGUGUGUAUCCGCAUGUGUCUCUGUGUGUCCGCAUGUGUCUCUGUGUGUCUGUGUGUCUAUGUGUCUGCAUGUGUCAGUGUUUGUAUCUAUAAGAGAGUUAUUAUGUGUGUCUAGAAAACAAAAUAAAGUCAAGCCAAAUGAUCAAAUUGGUCCACCAAUAACGGGGGAUAACCCCAAAAGGAAACUAUGUAAGUGAAAAAAGAGAAUGGUGUACCAGGGGGGACACAGGCUAGAGUUCACUCUCCACUGGUCCACCAGGGAUGGAAGCAGCAGAAAGGAUCCCCCCUCCCAGGCAUGAGGUAGGAAGGGGGGGGGAUAUUUACUAAAUGCCCCCACACAAUACACACAAUCACCCAAACAUACAGCACCCACAUACAGCACCCCCCACACACAGCAUCUACACACAUACAGCACACACACCCUUACACACACACUAACAGCACCCUCACACACACAGCACCCUUACAUACACAGCACCCUCACACACACAGCAUCUACACACAUACAGCACACACACCCUUACACACACACUAACAGCACCCUCACACACACAGCACCCUUACACACACACAGCACCCUCACACAUACACACACACACAGCACCCUCACACACACAGCACUCUUACACACACAGCACCCUCACACAUACACACACACAGCACCUUCACACACACAGCACCCUUACACACACACACUAACAGCACCUUCACACACAUAGCACCCUUACACACACAGCACCAUUACACAUACACACUAACAGCACCCUCACACACAGCACCCUCACACACACAGCACCCUCACACACACACUAACAGCACCCUCACACACACAGCACCCUCACACACACACUAACAGCACCCUCACACACACAGCACCCUCACACACACACUAACAGAACCCUCACACACACACUAACAGCAUCCUCACACACACAGCACCUUCACACACAUACUAACAGCACCCUCACACACACACACUAACAGCACCCUCACACACACAGCGCCUACUCACACACACACAGCGCCUUCAGACACACACACAGUGCCCUUACACACAGCGCCCUUACAUCCACAGCGCCCUUACACACACAGCGCCUUCACACACACACACACACACACACAGUGCCCCCCCCACACACACAGCAGUAUAUGUGUGUGUGUAUAUAUAUAUAUAUAUAUAUAUAUAUAUAUACACACGCAGAGUGUGUGUUUGUGCUUUAGGGUGCACACCCUUAUACAAUAGGCUGCGCACGCCUAUGAUGGUGUGUCUCUUUUUAUGUAUGUCAGUGUGUGUUUGUAUGAAUGAGACACAUUGAGGGGGUUAGUGUGACACAUGGAGGGGACGGUGGAGGGAGUAAGACGUAUGGGGGGGGCAUGGCAAUUUUCGCACCGGGGCCCCGUGGUUUCUAGUUACGCCUCUGUGGACAACCCACUUUUAUAUUUAAUUUUAGCCUGAACUAGGCUGGGAGGCACUAUAGGUCCCCCAUCUAUUAUUAUUUUUUAAUAUCCCUCACCCACUCCCUAUAAUAGGUAAUCCCCCUGAGUUCUUAAUAUUAUAGCUCUCACCUGCUGCCAAUGGGUAAGGACUGGGGGGAAACUAGACCCACCUCUGAAUUAUUAAAAUUGUAGUCCACACCCACCGGUCAUGGGUGGGGACUGUGGGGACGUAGGUCCCCCUAUUUCUUUUUUAAUUAGUGUCCCUACCCUCUGGUCACAGCAUUAUCUAAGUAUAGCCCCUACUUGGCUGUCCCCCACUGCUUAAUGUUUUUAGUAAUAUCCUCACCACGGGGGUUGGUCAGUGAUCUGUCCAACCCAUUCUUUAUUUUACAGCCCACACCCAAUGUCCAUAGGUGGGGGCAAUGGGGUGAACUGUGUAGAGUCCCCCCUGUAUGUUAAUAGCAUCUGAUCACCAAUAUAUGCCCAGGCACCAGCUACUCACUGUUUAACGUACAUGUUCCCACUCGUGGCAUGGGGGAGGUUUAACAACUGCCCUGUAGGCCUGUACUAAUAUGUUAUUUAUAUUGACACACGCAGGCUUUUAUUUAAUUUUUUUUUAAUAACUGUUCGGGUUAGUCAUUAAAAAAAGACCAGUAAUUGUGCCACCAAAGCUCAUUUAUCGGACAAUGAUUCUCGGGCAUAAAAAUAAUUACCAUGAAAUACCAUGUUAUUUAGUUUUUCACAGAUUUUAACCAAACCUGGAUAUAUAAGUAUUGAAACUUGCACUUGUAUGUUUAUGAGUUUUUUUGGUUUUUUUUUAAAUGCAGUGUUGUAUAGUGAUUAUUUUAUGCACUAUAUUUGAGAAUUGCAAGCGGUUGCAACUGCACAAAACAUUAUAUGCACUUUCAUUUAUAACACUUUCAGCUGAAAAAAGUGCCGUAGCACUUUUCUGGAUUUUAUCUGUUUUUUUCUGAAGUAGCCAAAACAUAUAUAUCGGGCUCAGCUGCUAGAAUUUUGUCUGGCUUUAAAUCCAUUCAAAAUUAGUUUAAAAACAUUGGGCAAAACCAAUCGACAAUAAUGAUUUAUUAGAUGAGGUAGAUUUUGUUGUGCUUGUUUAAGCACCAUAAUAGAUGUGUGUAGACAUUCAUGCUUGAAAUAAUAAUUAUUAUUUUUUAUUGUUACAGUUGUCCCAAAAUUAAAUAGAACAAGUCUCAGUACACCAGUCAAUUCUUCAUUUCUUGACAGCCAAAACUACUAUCACAUUUUUAAAACACUCGGGUCUGAUUAUCCAUGUACAGACACAUAUGGAAAUGCAGUUGAUUUGUUUAUGGUUGGUUCUGAAACAAACUGCACUGGUAUUUCCUUUUGCAAUCCACCAUUACCACUGCUUGGAUCCUACAGGUAAGUGUAAAUGCAUUUUUUAUUAAAAAAUAUACCUAACAAAACAUUUAACUUUACUCAGGAAUGAAUUUUGAAAUUGUGGUCAUUUCCAAUUUCAAGAAGUACUUGAAAUACUAAAAUGUAUAUUAUACGAAAAAAUAUGCAAAUAGCAGGAGCAAUCUAUUUGUUUAAAUAGUGGUUGUCCAAAAUGUAUCCCGUAAAUAAAAUGCUAGCUGCAGUCUAUGAGGCUAUAACAUUUUCGGGGAAAGACCAUGUUAGAUCAGGUUAGAUCAAAUUUUUUUCCGUUAGAUCUACUCUAAAAUAUGCAAUAUUAACAAUCAUUUUUAGAGGGGGCUAACCCGUAGCCAGCCCCCUCCUCAAAUGAAAUUUGGACAAAAUGUUACUGAUUUUGGUAGAUAUUUGUUAGAUCAGGUUUGGUCAACAGUUUUUUUUAUUAGAUCUAUCAUGCAAGAGGCGGUAUUCAUUGCCAGAUUUGGGGGUGUGACUACGGGUUAGCUUAAUUAAAAUCUAAACAUUUUUUUUAUUGAUUUUGGUAGAUAUCCAUUAGAUUAGUUAAUCUCAACAGUUUUUUUCGUUAGAACUAUCACACAAGAGACUGCCUGCCUGUAACUGUAGUGCAUGUGACUGUGUGUGAAUGUCUGUAACUGUGUGUGUGUGACUACCUGUAACUGUGUAAGGCUGCCUGUAACUGUGUGUGUGUGUGUUUGACUGUUUGUCUGUGACUGUGUGUGAGUGAAAAUCAAUAAUAAAAAAAAUUCAAUUUAGCUUGAGGGAGUCUAAACCAUAGUCACGCCCACAAAGCUAAGUAGUGAAUACCGCCUCUUGUGUGAUCUAACGAAAAAAACAGUUGAUCAAACCUGAUCUAAUGAAUAUCUACCAAAAUCAAUAAAAAAAUGUUUUUUACAUUUCGGUUGAAGGGGAGGGCUACCCCUUGUCACGCCCACUUGUCACGCCCACAAAGUCGGGCAGUUAAUAUCGCCUCUUGCGUGAUAGAUCUAACGAAAAAAACUGUUGAUCAAACCCGAUCUAACGAAUAUCUACCAAAAUCAGUAACAUUUUGUCCAAAUUUCAGUUGAGGGGGUCCAGCCCCCCCUAAUUAUAUAUGCGAUAUCUCAGUAAUUGGACUAGAUAUAACAAAAAUGUUGCCUGAUCAAACCUGAUCUAACGCAGAGCUAUCAUAAUCAACAACAUUUUGUACAAAUUUUUGUUGAGGGGGGGCUGACUACAGGUUAGCUCCCCCUGAAAAUGAUAUUGCAUAUUUUAGAGUAGAUAUAAUGAAAAAAAAUUGUUGAUCUAACCUGAUCUAACAAAUGGAAUAAUCUUUAGUUAAAAUUCUCAAUAUGGGGGGGCUAACCCAGGGGUGGUGAGUGCAUGUUUAAUUUUCGCACCAUUUAAUUGUUAUUCCCCUGUAAUACUAAAAGAUAAAUAAUACCCACAGGAACAAAAUGCCACGUUUUUAGUUUAAUAUGCAAUGUAGAAUAGGGAUAUUGCUGUGGAUGCAGAGUUUUAAUGCAGUGGGGUGAACAAUUAAUACAGCAGAUGGGAAGUUUAUAAAUAUAGCUUCAUACAAUACUCGAAAUUGAAAGAAUUGGUGUUUUAAUGUGAUUUAUAGAAAGCAUUUAGGGUUUGAAGGAACACUAUAAGGUCAGGAAUACAAAUAUAGCAUUAAAAACACUAUUUAGGUGACCAACUUCCCUUGUCCUCCUUAAGUAGGGUAAAAACUGAACUUUAUUCCAGUGUCGCGCUGGAAUAAAGUUUUAAGUAAAUAUAUGUGGGAGGAGCCAUAAAAUGUACUUUUGGGCUGAAGGUCCUAGCUUUUUUGCUAAAUAUGUUGGCAUGCUACAAAAAUAAUAAUUAUUAUUAUGACUUGGGAAACAUAUCAGUAGACACCAUCAUUCUCACAGUUCUUUGUGCAUGGAUUUUAAAUCAAUAGCAGUCCUCGAACAUGGCCCUCUGAUGCUAUAUUAGCCAAAAUUAGCCUAUAAGACCCCUAGAAAAGAUGAUGAUUGCACAUGCCUCUCUUCUACAGUUCCAGAUUUAGACAUCUCGAUGAAAAUUUAUUUUCCAUUACCAUCCCAAGGUCUUGGCAUGCCCAGUUAAUCUCAAAAGUUUUUCUAAACAGCUGGAACUGUAACCAUUAAAGAGAUAAACAAUUAUCUAGUAAAAUACUGAUCAAAGUGCAACUAAUGAUUUAUCUCAUUAUUCUAAUGUUUUGCCAAAUCAGCACAAAUGUUCACUGCUGAGAUUUCCUACCUCUCCAGACUCUCACUGCCUUCCUCCAAGAAUUUCAGUAUCCUUACUGACACCCGCUCAGCCAUGUCAACCAAGCUUCCAAGCCAUUCUCAACUGUCUCAAAGACAUCACCAGUGUCUCAAAAUGUUAAUUGUGUCUCAACGUCAUGGACUUGUGUUUAAAAAACUUUCUGCAUCUUCUCUUUUGCUUAGGUAUAGCCAUCCCCUCUAGUGUUUCAAUCUCCCUGUACCACCUCUCCUCUCUCUCUAGACCUCAUCACCAUUAUCUUAACUCAUCCUCUCCAGUAUGUCGGUGAGUUUAAAAAUUAUUACACAUGUGAAGAAAAUAGACUUUUAAUUCAAGAUUUUGUAAGGCCAUCAUUAUGUUGAUGUUUUAUUUCUUCGGUAGAUUGAAACUACCGAACACCGACCACCUUCCUGGCUCAUUAUCUACAAAGGGAACCGUCAAUUGAGUGCUGUCUCUCUGGGUGGCCAUUCGUAUAGUUGAACGCCACGUGGAAAAGAAAAUGGCGGCCAUCUUGUUUUCACGAAAGGAGGCAGCGGCACUUGGUCUGGAACUAAAAUCGGACACUCGACUUCCUGAACACCCCUAAAACCAUACGAAUGCCUGCUUCCUUUUGUCGAGGAGAGCUAGGAGAGCGCCGUUCGGAAGUUUGGUUCCCACAAACAAGGAGAACAAUCGCUCCCAUGAGCCAGGAGGCUCCAUUCGUGCUUUUAUUCGUUUUUGUGACUUUAUCGAAAUUGACCGACCGCACAUACUGAAUUCAUGGAACUGUUUUGGGCAGUAGCCUUGUGUGCGGUCGGUGAACUUUGACUUCCAUACAUUGCGAAAACCUGAACCGAUAUGGGUGAAAUCUGAAUAUGCUGGUGACCCAGAUCGGGGCUAUCAGGGGAUGUGUCAUUUGUGGGGAUAUCAUGUAUUUUAAGGGGAGUUUCAAGUUUGGGGGGAAAUGUGUUCCCUCUGGCUGGAGAUAAUUGGGUGGCAGAACUAAUGUAGAUAGGGCCCUGGUGCAAGAAUUAAUUUUUGGACCCCCUCUAGCACAAGGAUGGCCAUCUGCCAUACAAUUCCAAUUAAGCUAUGCCAGCUAGGGAUCUAUCAUUUGCCCGUCCUUGUAGGGUUGUAUUUGUGAGACGUGUUUGUGUAUUUCAAUGUAAGCAUGUAUGGAGUAUGUAGCGGAGCUGCAAUCCUAAGAUACAAUAUCUCCGCUGGAUUCCUCUGAAUCUGGAAGAAAGUGUUGGUCAGUGAUUAUAGCCCAUUCCCCCAGUAAUUGGACGACACACAGUUCUGGGAGUCAACUGAACUCACGGCUUUUUUUGCAUGGCCCCUAGCAUGGGGUCUCCAAAAACAACAUUACAGGUUGUUUUUUUUCCCCAAGAGUCUCUGGGACUGAGAGAUAAUUGAGCUCUAAUCUAGAUAACUCAAUUAUCUCUCAGUUACAGGAAAUACAUACAAUAUUUAAAAUCAGCCCAAAAAUAUAAGGAAAUAUUACAAGAACCCCACAAGGCUGAUAUCUCUGAAUAGCCCAACAUAUAUUCAAAAAGCUCUCAGAUUGGUUUGGUGAAACAAAAUUGCCAUUCGGGAGAAGUUUUGACCAGCCGGCCAUGAGGUGAUGCCCAAAAGAGUUCCAGAGAAAUCAGGGCAGCGGCCGGUUGUUCCUGCACAAACACUGACAAACGCUUCCCCUGGCUCCUAAGUAGCGAAUGCUCCCCACAGUCGGUAGUUCCUACCUCCCGAACUUGGUUCGUGUAGAUGGUCCGGAAAGUGUACGGGCAGCAGUAUCAUCCUUGCCGGGGUUCACGAGCAUGUAUUGCCCAAAAGAGUUCCAAGCGCUCGAUGACUAAGUACCGCUGCCUGUGUUUGGGAGACAAAAUGGCCAUGCACUGGACCAUGUGUGUUCAGUUAUACAAACAGCAGCCACCCAGGGAAAGCAUCGAGUUAAUCCAUUAAUUGCGGUUAACAGCCAAGGGUGGUCGGUGUUCUGAGUCAAUAAAAAGGAGGACCACGAGGGGGUGGAGCGCUGACGUGACAACGCACGCUGGUAACAUUUCGCGGGCUAUGCAAGGCGGGAGCGGUUCGAGGAACGGUAGUGGUGGCGUUUAAGGGAGGAGACAGACUUAUGUUGUAACAGUCUGAAAAGGCUUGCCCAGCGCAGUACAGAGCCCUACAGCGAAAGACAGCGAAGUCAAGUUGGCAGAAAAAGGAGAGCGGACCCAGUAACUGGUGGAGGAGUCUGAAUCACGAACAAGGAGGGAAGAAAAGACAGAAAAAGGGGUGAGAGGGAGAGAGGGAGGAAGAAAAGAAAAAGAAACAGCAAGUAUACUCUGCUUAUAUAAAUAUAUGAAAUGGACAGCAAGUACAUCGUGUUUAUUAGGGAUGUGCAUGGGCAAAAAAUUUGUUUCAGUUUGGCACUUCCGAAAUUCGGGAAUUUGGCAAUUUGGGACUCCGGCAAUUCGACACUUCGGCACUUCGGUUUGGUUCGGCACUUCCAAAAUUCAGGACUACAGCAAUUCCCUAACCCCUAACCCUACCCAUAACCCUACCUCUACCCCUGCCCCUACCCCUAACCCUACCUCACCCCUAGCCAUACCCCUAACCCUAACCAGGUAGGGUUAGGGUUAGAUUCCUGUCAUCAUUCACGUAAUUUCCCCUCCCUCUCUUGUUUUGCCACUUUUUAGAAAUCUUAAGCACUUCAGCACUUCUGAAAUUUGGCACUUUGGCAAUUUGGUUUGGUUUGGCACUUUCGAAAAUCAGCACUUCGGUAAUUCGGCACUGCGGCAAUUAAAUUUGGUUCGGCACUUCGGAAAUUCGUCAAUUUGGAAGCAUCAAAAUUCGGAAAUUCAGCACUGCAGCAAUUCAGUUCGGUUCGGCACUUCGGAAGCAUCCAAAUGUCCGAAUUGCCGAAAUUCAUCCGUAUUUACAUUCGGAAGGAAAUUAAUUGCACAUAUCUAGUGUUUAUAUCUGUAUUAGAACUAAGGGAAAAAUAAAAAAUCAGAUACACAAAUUUAAGUACAGCUUAAGUGUAAAUAAUGUAAAUAAUACCCCAAUUUCCUUACUAUACCUCCCAAGGUGGAAAGCUACUAACAAUAUAUAGAAAGAGAAUUUCUUACCCCAAACGUGCUUGUAUACUUAAAGAGACAUUAAAUAUCUCAACUAGUGGAGUGAGAGGCCUGCACGGAGAAAUAACAAGUAUAUUUUGUAUACACCAGUAUAUGCAAGGAACAGCAAGUAUAGUCUACACAUAUUUGUUCCCUAUAUAUCUUGAUACAAGGAAGGAAAAGCAAGCACAUUUAACUUAAACCUGCACCAGGGAGAAAGAAAAGAGAAAACAAAAGUAGGGGGAAAGAAAAGAGAAAAUAAGAUAAAAAAGAAAAAAAAAGAUAUUUUGGAAGCUUCAAGUUCAUAAAUAUAUUCACUAAAUGGUGAAUUAAAGAGCAGGAGAGAAAGAAAAGAAAAAGAAAACAAGGGAAAGUCAGAGGUUUGUUUGUUUUUUCACUUCAUUUUUUGCCUAUACUCCCUGGAAGCUCCCUGAUUCCCCUUCCCAAUUAUGGCGACUAAAAAAAAAGUGACUGUAAGCAAGGAAAUAAAAAAGAGAAAGAAAAGAAAAUAGAAUAGAAAACAGAAAAGCAUUCUCCACUCACACUGUUAUGAACUGGUUUGGGACUCAACAUAAUGCAUCACACUGAUAGGUCAGAAUUACAACUUUCUAAAAUGUAGAGCAACCCCAUAUUAACAUGUACAGCAUUCAAGGAUUAUAUUAUUCUCUUCCCAAAUAUUUAAAGAUUAUCGGUAUCCAUGAAUGUAAAUUUCCUACAAUAGGAUACAUUUACAUGGUACCUAUGUUUCCCGGUCAUUAGAAGUUCUUAGACCAUUAUCUUUUAUGUAUCUCUGAGACCAUCUCUGUUUUAAUGCUGUCUGUAUUGGUGAUAUAGUGUUUUUGCACUUUAUCUCACUAUGUUUUGACUAUAGCUGUGUGGCAAUUAUGUAUACUUUAUGCAUGUACUUUGUAUUCUGUUUCUCUACCCUGCCCUGUAUGUGACGGCCUAGCUUUGUGAUUUUUUUUUUUAAUUCUUUAUUUUUUCUUGUGCAUAUGAAUAUACAUGACAUAUAAUCCUGCAGAGCCACAACAGCUUUAACAGGCGCAUUAAGAGUAUUGGUCAACGUGGCUUGCGGUAGACCGCACAAUUUUAUAUUUUAUAAAAUAGAACAGGCUAAAAAGGCUGCGUAUAGAAUAUGAUUAGUGACUAUUUAGUUACUUUGUAUGAAAACAGCGCGAUUAGUCUCGCGGAGGUGUACACCCUAUCACAUAUUCUGCACUGUUUAUGUUAGUAUACAUGCAUGUCUAGAGGACCUGCCCGAAUGUGAGACAGAUUAUACGAUUCAAGAGACAGAUGAAAAGAUGAAAAGAAAACCUCAGGCAGGCUCAUAGAUUAUCAUAAUAGAUUAUCAGUAAGCUUUUAGUUAAUUGUGAUGAACGAUUAGUUGUUACAGAAGAUUAUUUUAGCCCCGAGACUUCCCCAACUAUACAGCAAGCCGAGUAAGCAAAGGAACCCUGCCCCCCAUGCUGAUCUAGGGUUAAUGAGAGAAGGCAAGCAUUAAUUACAGGCAGCAGAUAUCAAUAGUCACAUGGAGAGGGCCCAAGGUAAAGGUUAAGACUCUGCAUGAUAUUAAGUAUUACAGCAGGGUGGUGGCAGAUGACCCAGGAAUCUCAGUUAGUAUCCUCCUCCAGCUGUAGGCUGCUUUGCCCAUGGAUUCCGCCUGCAAGGUGGAGAGUUCAUGUGAAUGGUUGCCCCCUUGUGGACGGGCUGUCGUCGGGUGCCAUGGCCCUGUUGUGAAGGCGUAUCAUGCUGGAGUCCUACUGUAGAGUGUCACCUCUUGCCGGGCCGGCCCGAAGGUAAGUUCUUUGAUGAGGGGCGGUGUGGGCUAUCUCUGAACUUCAUUCACCGGUUCACCAAUGUUUCCCUUUUGCUCGCCACCUGUGGGCCCAGACUAUUAGCGGUUCUGUUCUGGUGAGUAUCGGGUAGGCACAGCUCAGAGCCGUAUUUGAUCCAGCCUCUCCAGCCACGUUGUCGGGUUCCACCUCAGCUCUGUGAGGAGUUUGGCCAGCCGGGAGCGAGAGAGUAUACAUGCCUCUGGGUUUGGGCGUUCAGAGUUGAGUUUGCCGCCAUUUUACACACUGCUCCGGGUUCCAUCCAUAGUAGUGUGGUGACAGAUCCCUGCCGCAGGUUCACUGCUGCCGCAGAGGUCUCGGGGCAUGGACCGGGAUAAACCCCGCCAGCCCAUUGGAGGGAGACGGGGCCUACUCCACGAACUUGUGAGGAUCUGGCGUGACAUAGUCGGGCGGGAUAGCGGGGCGGCGGCCGUCCACCUCGCUCACCACCUAAGUAGGCCUCAUCUUAUGAGGACGACAUGAGUCUUUCUUAAGGUACUAAAACAAGGGAUGCAAGGCUCCCUGCUGGUCCAAUGCCCCUUCGUGUAUCGGACCGCGUUCUCUGGUCAUCAGGAGGGUACCAGGUCAGCUUUAACUUGCUUGAAUUUUGCCUGAUUGCAGGAGCUGUUGUUUCAUGUGGCUGGUCUGCAUGGUGGUCAGGCCCCACCCCCCCUUGUGAUUUGUUUUUAAUUAGGUGAUUCCAAGAGUCAUGUUAUGAAGGGUAUAAAGCUCUGUACCCUAUUAUCUCCAUAUACAUUGGUUCCGGCUAUCUGCUGUUUCGAGUAGUAUGUUUAGAAUCACAUAACAGACUUGUUGUCCGAUUUCCGUGGAGAUGACCUCUGAUGAUGUCAUGAUGCCGGAUGCAGCAUGAUGACGCAAUCGGGUCAAUUAUUAACCCGUGCAGGCUCCGGCUCUUGCGGUCUCAGAUGGAAUCCCUUCACUAAUUGUGGUGGUGGGUAUAUGAGAUAGUUUUUUACUCUAUUAGCUCAUCCUGAUGAAUUUUGGAUUACAAACUUAAACGUCGAUCUUUUUACUUUGAGCAAUGAAAGCUAAGUUUUACUUUAAUCAUUUUGAAGUCUCUGGAGUGCUAUCUGUACUACUUUGAAUCUGUGAAUGCUAAUAAGCACCGGGCACAAACACCAGUGAGUUGGAGUGCAAGACCAUUUUUUGUAUAUAUAUAUAUAUAUAUAUAUAUAUAUAUAUAUAUAUAUAUUUGUGAGAAGGGCUCAUGAUAGUACAGAAGAUACAAACACUGAUAAGUGUGGGAUGGUAUUAAAAGAGCAAGUCGGUUGUGGUGUGCCGGAACCGACGAUGAGGUAGGCCUGCAAAUAAAGAGGGCCCACCACGAAGAAAUGUAUGAGAAAAAGGAGUUAAUGAAUGAGGAGUGGGUGGGAGGGUGAUGCAGCGCUGACCUCGAACGGUAUGGAGCCAGGUAAGGGGUAUCCCUUAAGUAGGGAGAAGGUAAGUCAUACGCACCUCCCACAAUUACAGGCCAAAAGGCCUUAAUACUUGUGUGAAGGACUCAUGAUAGUACAGAAGAUACAAACACUGAUAAGUGUGGGAUGGUAUUAAAAGAGCAAGUCGGUUGUGGUGUGCCGGAACCGACGAUGAGGUAGGCCUGCAAAUAAAGAGGGCAAAAGUAGAAAAUAUACUUUUAUUACGAAACGAGCAAUAUACAUACUUCAACCAGACAUAUCUUGAAAGGCAUUUCUAACUUCUUGUACCGGGUUAGGUAUGUAUCUAGAGUAUGCAGAAGACUUCCAGCGCCCUAGUGACUUGAUAACAUGUACUGGAAUGUUUGCACUGGACGCUGUGGAGGCCGCCCCUAUGCGGAAGGAGUGGCCCGAAUAGUUAGCUGAUUUUAGGCCUAGUUGUGUAAGUAGGGACCUGACGUGGGUCAUAAGGUGGUGGUAGUGAGUACCGAACCUUGUAGACAGAAAAGUGGUUGAGAUGGUGAUGCUUUGAAAUGCUGAGUAUAUGUGUCCAGUAAUGUGACGGGGCACCACUCGUUGUGGGUAGGAUAGUAUCUAACCUCUACCGGGGGUGCGUGUUGGUUGGUUUUGGAGUGAUGCAGAGCUAAGAUAUAGUAAUCCAUGUGUUUUGUUAAGUGUGAAUGAAGCAGAAUGUGAGUGGACUGGGAUGUGUUGAUGGCGGUAAAUUCUCUUGGUCUCAAGAACCCAUAAAAAGCCACGUAUAUGGCGGUUUUUAUAACAAGGUUAGUGUUGUUUGCGAAGGGUUUUAAAUCUAGUAGGCUGGAUAAAUCCUUGAAAAUAUUGAAGUCUAUAGGUAGCCUUUGUGCGGUACGUGGGGGUUCGGAUCUCUGGAUACCCCUAAGGAUGUUUUUGAUCUGGUAGGAGGACAUGAAACUUGUGUUGUUUGGUUGUAAUGUUAGCAUGUGAUGUUGUAUGCCUGUCAGAUAUAGCUUGAUUGUGUUGUAAGAUAAUUUAAGUUUGAGGUGGCAAAAAGAAGCAAAACCUAACAAAGAUGUCAUGAUGAAAGGUUGUGUGAUGUUGUGCAGUGACAGGAAUCUUUUAAAUAGAAGGAAAGCCCUGUCAUAUGUUCUCCGGGUAUUGGCUAAUUGUGCCAAUGUCCUGCUAUGUUGCAUAAUAGCUUCUAGUCCAUAACUAGCUGGUGGAAAGGUGGAGUGGUCGUGGCUGUACGUGCGGCUGACGGAAGUAUUUGCCGAAAAGCCUGUAAAUUGAAACGAGACAAAUUGUCAGCAGCCGUGUUACAAACACCUGGGACAUGAACACAACACAAGAAGAAAUUAUGGCAUGCAGCCAGCCAGGUGAGUUUCCUCAAGAACCUCAUAAUGGUCAGUGACUUGGAUCGGCCUUUGUUUAUGAUGUGGCAGGUAGCUUGGUUGUCUGAGUGGCAACGUACUGACGAACCUGCCCAUAGAUGCCCCCAUGUCACGGCAGCUGCCACAAUGGGAUAUAUCUCAAAUAGAGCUGAGGUAGUGGAAAAACCUUCCAGGUCCUGUACCUCUGGAGGCCAGCUACCCCAAAGCCAUUCAUUCCCGUAAAUUGCUGCAAAACCUGUGGUAGACGCCGCGUCUGACCAGAUGGUAGGUGAGGAGUCAGACAAUUUAGGGAGAAACAUGCUUUUCCCAUUCCAGGUGGUCAAAAAGUUUCUCCAUAUAAGUAGGUCUGCCGUGGCUUGGGUAUCCAGUGGUAACCUGUGUGCAUCAUGUCUAAACAGUGGGAACAUGUAUAGGAGCCGUGAGAUGAAAGCCCGGCCUUGAGGUAUAAUGCGCAUGGCAAAGUUCAGUGACCCAAGUAGAGACUGCAAUUCUUUAAGAUUGCAAGUACCGAGGUGUAUGUAGAGGUUAAUGUUGGUAAGAAUGUUCUCUAUCUUGGUGCGUGGCAGGCUGGCUUGCAUGGUGGCUGAGUCUAGCAUGAUUCCCAGAAAGGUGAUGACUGUAUCUGGUCCUUCAGUUUUGGUGGUGGAGACUGGAACACCCACCUGUUUAAAAAGACUGAUGGUUUCUAUGAGGCUACUGGGAGGGGAAAUGUUCUCUUCGAUCAGUAAGAAAUCAUCCAGGUAGUGUAUAACUGUAGGGCAUCUGGCUACAUUUAAUAAUAACCAGCAUAAUGUUUCGGCGAAUACGUCGAAAAUGGCCGGACUACUUUUUGAACCAAACGUUAGGCGUGAGAAAAAGUAGUAGUGCCCGGCCCACUUAAUGCCAUGCAGGUGCCAUAGUGUAGGGUGGAUAGGCAAUAAUUUGAAGGCAUUUGUAAUGUCAGUCUUGCUGAGCCAUGCUCCGACCCCUGCCUGUAUGAUAGCUGUAAUGGCGUGAUCUAUGGUGGAGUAUUGAAGUGAAAAUUCCUCAGAGGGGAUAAGGGAGUUCAGACUAGGUGUGGCAGAUGUGUGAGGUGCAGACAGAUCGAUGAUAAGUCUUUGUUUGUUGGAAGAUUUCCCUGUGACAAUACCGAUGGGGUUUGUCCACCAUGUGGAAAAAGGAGGGGACUGAAAGGGUCCCAAUAGGAAGCCCUCUGCCACUUCUUUGGCUAUGAGUGUGCUAACCGCUGUAGGGUUUUGUUGUGCAGAUUGUAAAUUAGGACAUUCAAGGAUUCCUGAAGGCAUGUGUAUGAGACCAGUAUGGAAUCCUUGUGAUAGGCCAGUGAUGAUGAAGUCUACCAAAUGUCCAGACGGAUGUUGUGACAGUAAUGCCGUGAGUACAGAAAUAUUUAUCUCAGUUAAGUAUUGCUUAGGGUACAUUUUAUUUGGACACAUGGUUUUCGCAUGUGCCCUAAAACAUUUUGAACAUAUAUGCAAUAACCGACAACCACUGUAAUUACAUGCACCGACAUUGAAAUUAUUACAUAUUUGGGAUUUCCCCAAAAACUUGAUAGGUCGACCCAGUUUGUCUUUGGGUGUAUGAGCCAUGGAGGAGCAGUGUGCACAGGCCGGUGCUCUUAGACCUGCAAAGUGCCUGCAAAAAAUGAUCGUAUCAAUCUUACUCCAGUUGGACCUUGUCCCGUACUGUGAGAAGGCGCCAGACACUUUGGCAGAAAAGGAUCUAUGGUAGUCAUAGAAAGCUGACCCACCAUAUUUGUUGCCCAGAUCAACCAGCCUGUGCAUAUAUAAGUCAAACUCCUCACGUCUGUGGGGAUAUACCGUACAGAUCACAUCCCGAUAAAUGCCAAAAGCUAAUACAAAUUCUGGAAUGGUUAGCUUCCUAUUUAAUCGUGCAUCCCUAGAUUUGACCACCACAGAAAUAUCGUCAUAAGCGUAUGUCUUAUGUUCCACUAUAUCCUGGGAGGCAAUUAGUAGUGAGGCCAGAUUGACAUCUUUACCUUCCAGGAUAUCUUUCCUGAGGUGCUCAGGAAUCAUGUGGGCAGGGUAAACCUCUUGGUCAUCCGAGGUGAUGGCUGGAGAAACUGAUUGCGACUCCACCACUGAUGGGGGAAUUGCCGUGGCCGGUCCAGCCAUAGUGAGGGCUGUAGUGACCGAUUCAAGUUUCUCCAGCCUAGAAUUGACCUUGCUCAUGGAUGCCAUGAGGGACGUGAGCAUGUCAUGUAUGUUUCCUGGGUUGGACUGGCUCGACCCUUCCCCAGCGUCCAUGUUAUCGGUUGAGGUGUGUAGUAAUUUGUAAAGUUCCGCUUUCCUUGCUGUUGCUGGAAAAGGGAUUUGUCGUCUCCUGAGUUCGCUAGUGAUGCGAGGGAUAGUCCAUGAUCUGAAAGAUGCUGGACUAGCCGUAUCUUCCUCCUGUGAUGGGGUGUUUGCUCUAGCCGGAGUACUCGGGAUGGAGAAAUCCUCUACCCCUUCUUGAGACAUACUAGAUAACAAAAUAUAUGGUUAGCGUAAAAAACCCCAGGGGAUGUACUGGCAGGCUAAUUAUGCCGGAUGAUGAGGCGAAAAAUUUAAACUUGUUCUUUGGUGACAGGUGAGGCCCUGCUAGUUGCCAAGUGGCUAUGAGAGGCUCUAUCUAUGCGUUGGCGCGAGGGGUUAUUUGAGGCCACCCGACGUAGUGGCAGGAGUUCGUAGGCCUCUCGGUGACAAUACAAGAAAACAGGGGAAGGGAGUGACAGGUGGCACCCUCUCUAUAAUUUGCGAGGCGGCUAACUCACGUGUGGCCCGGGGGGCAUUACCUCCGAAACGUUGAGGCGGGGUGUUGGCCUCGCGGACCACUAAACGAUAGGCAGAAUGCCCGGAGGGGGGAUACCUAUUUGGGCCUAUAACCCCUAAAAUUUGCCAGUACUCUAUGUCCUAAGUAGAGAAGGAACCAUAUGUGAUGUAUGGCGUGAGCAGGCUUAACGUACCUGGUAGUAUGUAUGAGUUUGAUAAGCCACAGGUAAAGAGAAACUGGAAAAACCUAAAGGGAUAGAAAACCAGAUAUGAUAGUGUGAGAAUUGGAUCCUAUGAUACCAAUUUAGACUAGUUAGCUGUGAUGAGUUCUAUCAGUACAUAUGGAGGGGGAAUUUUUAUGAAUGGUAGUGGCCCGACUGGCCCUGUUAUGUGGUAUGGUCCUGGUAACCAGGCUUAGGGGUGUGUAUAAUAUGUCUCUAUGGUGACAAGAUUAAUGCGUAUGAUUUAGUAAUGCUAGUGUUUGUAGUAUAAUAUGGUGCAGGAUUUAAAACAAUACAGUCUAUUUUAAGCCGUAAACAUAAGCCAUGAAAAGAGGUAAGUACGAGGUACAGAAAUACUUGAGAAAUUAUCCCAAAAACAGGAAAAAACCCGAAAGUUUGUGAGAUUUUUGAGACCGUGUUCUUGUGUACUUGGUAUGUCGUUUGAGUACACAAAGAAAAAGUCAGAAUAUAUAAGUGCCAUGUAAGAAACGUGAGUACAUGGUAUGAUAGAAACGUAAUUCUAAAAACAUAAUUUAUAACCUAAAUCCUACAUGAGAUAUCUAUAAAUAAUGUAAAAGCUUGUUUAAGCAUAACUCCAUAAAUAUAUGUAUAUAACAUGAAGAAUUUCAAUAUAACUAAAAAUGCAAUAUCUGCUAAUAGAUUGAAACAUAACCUAAAUAAAUACUUAUUUAUAAGUAGUUAACAGGGAGAUUUGCUCCAGUCAUAUGCAAGGAUUCCGUAAUUUGCAUAAAUAAAUACCAGUAAUAACAUGAAAAACAACUAUAGAUACUGAUAUUGCAGAAAACAAGAAGUUGCUUAAUACAAGAAAACCGAACCGUCAGUCAGCACACACGUAUACCGCGAUCAUGCCGGCAGCAAAGGGGUUAAUAUGCCUGUGACUUGGCCGUAAAGCGUGUGGCCGUAAAGUAAGGCCGUUUUAAAAUCGCGACGCCGUGGGAAAUGAUCCGGGCGACGGACUUACGAUUUUGCAGUCCUGUGGACUUAAUCUGCGACGAAACACCGGGUAUGUGCGUGGCUGGACGGGCGGAAGACCUGUAAGGACUCCUGGACACAGCUACACCAAACGAAACCGCGGGUUUUUUGAAAAGCAAGAUGGCGCCGUACGUGAACCGGAAGUGGAUUCUCGUGCAGCGCUGACCUCGAACGGUAUGGAGCCAGGUAAGGGGUAUCCCUUAAGUAGGGAGAAGGUGAGUCAUACGCCCCUCCCACAAUUACAGGCCAAAAGGCCUUAAUACAUAUAUAUAUAUAUAUAUUUGGUAUGUAUAUAUUUUGCCAGGGAAUCUACCCAAAAACUCCCUUUCCCAAUAUAGUAUCCCCACAAAACAAAUAUCAGUGGACUCAUUUCCCACUGCAUUGGACACUAAACUCACCCCCUGAGCUAUCAUCUGUCUAAAAAGCACCCGGAUUGGAGGUACCCAGCCCAAGAGACAAUUCUUUAGAAUUCCACCGGGUUGUGGCUAUCCUUGAAUUUCCAGUCUUGUUUUGAGGGGUUCCCAGAGUUCUUAGCAAGGUAGUACUCAAAAAUCAUGGGUAUCUCCGGAUGCCUUCUCCCCAAAGACCGCUAUGAUUUGAGUUCGGGGUAUCAAGUGACACCCAAUCAAAUAUUUACCAGAUCAUGGAAGAGUACUGAUCCAGUGAAUAGUUCCACAGUGAUUAAAGGUAUCUCCCGGUCAGGUGCUCAGUAUGAGAAUGGGUUUAGGUGAUCCACAGAAUUCCUCUUGCUCCAGCUGGAGGGUAGAAUAAGAACCUAGGUCCUCCUUUAUGCUUCUUCCCCACCACAAUUAUGCUUGCCAGCCCUCUGGCUGGUUUAAAAAGUGUGGGAAGAAAAACAACAGGUGAUGACAGCCAAGCGAAAAUUCAUGUGCUAUUGGUCUGUAUAUUAUAGCACUAAUAUUUACAAGGCUGGUAUGUCAUUUAAAAAGAGAAUAAAAUAAAUGAGACAUAAAUCUCAUUGAUGAAAGGUUAAUUUAUUUAGAAGGAAAGCAUGGCUAUCUACAUUGUUAUUGUUGUCUUCUCCUACAUAUGAUAGAGUACUAAAUAGAGUUCAAUGAAAGAUCCAGCAAGAACGCAGGAUACUUAAUAAAACUUGUUGUGCAUCUUACACAUCACACGUGAAGGUGUGUUUAGGUGGUUGUUGGUUAUGGAUGCAAGGAAAAGACAAGAAAAGACAAAAGUUUCCUUUGAAACCCUUUGUCAACUUGAAUCAACGUCAGCAACUAUCCAUAAGACAAAGCAAUCCCUACUUUGUCUCAUUAUAUAUUUUAACUGAGUUUAAAUUUUAAUGAAAUUCCAGGUCAGUCAGUAUGAGUGUAUAACACAGAUUAUGUAACCUAUUAUUAUAAUAUAUAAACACAACUGAUUCUUCUUUUCUAGGGUGAAAUUUGUUGUCUUGAAUAAUACAGGCUUGGUUGUAGAGUCACGCUGGUCCGAUUUGAUAAGUCUGCAAACUGGUAAAAAUUGUCAUAAAAUUUUAUGAAUAUACUAAUGAUUGCAAUGGUUAUGGUUUAAAAAUUAAAUUAAUAUGAGUAUCAGUUUUGCUGUAAUAACGUAUGUCAAAUGAUGGGCAAUUAAACAGUAUAUAAAACCAGAUAAGCAUUUCCUGCACAGUGAGGUGCUAUGAAUCUACAGUCUCGCCAAACCAGCAGCAGCGUCCCAAAAUAAAGAAAGGUCUUCUCUUGGUGCAUCCCAGAAUAGGAAUUGACAAAGACGAGCCGUGUUCUAAGAUGAACCAAUAAAAGACGCUCUACACUUUGCAGUAGUGGUUAUUUUUGUUUAUCUUUAUUUUGGGAAAAUUAAAUUGCAUGCAUGUAUUAAAUUGAGUUGUGAGACUUGCUUGCAAUAUAUUUUACCAUGGAUUGAAGCACAGCAUUUUAAAGAAUAUAGACACGAAGAGUAUUUCUCUGAAAAAGCAGUGUUUACAUUGAAAAGCCCAAACUACUAUAUUAAGUUGUAGAUUUCUGGUGACUACUGUCUCUUUAAUAAUAUGUAUUCCUAACGCUAUAGUGCUUCAGUCACUGUUUAGGUGGCCUGGCUGACUUGGCUGCCAAGAUUACUGACGUCCACUAGAAUCAAGUUAACCCUGCAUUAUAAAUAUUGGCAUUCCAGUAAAACGGAAAAUUUCAUCUGCAGAGUUAAAAGGGGGGCCACAUGAGAUGAAGUAGUAUGGGCAUUGAGAUGAAAUGGUCUUUAGCCUCUUGUUUAUUGUCCAAGGCAGCUAGAAAAUGAGGAAUGCAAAUGAUGAUUAAUGGGAUUCAGAUAGACUAAGCAAUUCCUAGUCUAACAUAAUUUUCUAUGUUUCUUAUAUACCCUUUUGUGACGGAACACCAUGUCUCUGGAUUAUAAUUACUUUGUUUCACUCUCCUAUGUGUUUGGGACAUUGCAUUCCCCUUCGUUUUACUAUUAUUUCGUUCACCAACCGAACAAACUACAAAACAGCUCAAGGUAUGCGGAGUGUGCCACUCAUUAACCUCUAUCACCUCAUUAACACCCCUAAACCGCAAAAACGUUCUAAGCGGUCGGCUGGGUGGUCGCUGUUUGGUAUACGAACAUGUGGCAGUGGCUAUCUUUAGCUGCGAACAUACAGAACAGUGUUUGGUCAUCAAGUGCAUGGAACGCAAAUCGGACACUCGGCGGAACGAACACCACUAGAACCACUCGAAAACGGAUGGGAAUUGAAAAACUUUGGUGGGAGCAAGCUCCCGAAUGAGGGACAUAGACUGAGCAUACCCACGAACCGCUACAUUCUGUAUUUUUGACUAUAUUGUGUAUUCCUGAAAGAGACCAACCACAGCCUGAUUUUUAUGGAACUCUUUUGGGCAGGAGUCUCAUGUCAGUCAAAUUAUGACCUCCAUGGAAAUCCCGAACCCCUGAACUGAUCUGGGUGAUUUUUGGAUAUGUUGGUCACCCAGAUCGGGGCUAUAAAGGGGAUAUGACUCUUGUGGGGUUUCCAUGGGUUUUGGGGUUACUUUUGGGAUACUGCUAAAAUGUGUGUUUUCUGUGCCUGAAAAUAAUUGAGUUUACUACAGUUACUGGCUCAAUUAUCUCUCAGGCACAGGGGAAGGGUAAACCUAUUUCGGAUGGGAGUGUCCUGGACCUGAGAGCCAAUGUCCUCAUGUGUAUGUUUUAUUGUAGUCUACUCUCAGGUCCAGUGGGGAAUGCCCCUGGAAUAUGUUAUAGAAAACCCCUUGCAUGGGGACCUGCAUAUAAGGCCAGCUGUGGCUGCCAUUAAAUCAGUUGUCCCACAGCAUAGAGCCUCAGCUCAUGUUUGUGGGGGACAGCUAUAACAGCUGUCUCGCUACUGCUUGGAGUGCUAUAACACUAGCUCUUGUAAGAGCUGUUCCUGCUCUGCAUCACAGCAACCCUCCCACUAGGGGGAAAAGAACUUCUCUGGCGGCGAAACCCCUAUUCCCAUCGGGGUGGCCGCCACACCUUUAAACACGAUUACAUAAGUAUCAUGCUGCAGUUCACUGUGUAACAGUAAAGUUUAAUUAUACUGGCGCUGUUCGACCUAGUAGGAACUUUACAUUGAUUUCACUAGACCUAGCAUUUAUACUAAAACAGUCUUUUUGAUGUAAUUGAGCCUACCACACCAAGAUAGAAAAUAACUAAUGGCACACUAUUUUGUUUUCUUAAUUUGUAAUCCUUUUUUUGGUACCUUCUGGCUUAGUUGCACUGGUAACUAAAUAGCAUUUUGGCAUAAUAUGCUACAACCUGCAAAAAACUAUCUCCAUUGGGCACUAGUAAAUCAUCUUGUUGAAGUCAGAUUACUCUCAUUAUUAUCUUGUCAUAACAUUCAACUUUAAAAAUGUAUGUAGGUGCUUCCUUAUUUAUUACUCAACUACAAGAAUGUCUAAAUAUUAGACGUGCAAAUCCAGCUAGUUUGUGUGCGUGAUACUUUAGGCCUGGUAGCAACCAUAACACUUGCUGCUUGAACUUGAUGGUUUAAAUAUUUGUUUCUCUAUUUCAGGACAAAAUCGAUCAUUGAUUGAUACAUCAAUUAAAAAUCACAGUGCGGGAAUGAAGGUCAUUACUAUCAUGCUUUCAAUCCUUUUAGCAAUUUUAACAGCCUGUCUUAUCGCUGCACUCGUGAUUGGAAGGUAAAGAAUAAAAACUGAAUUUUUUUUGUAUUUUUGUGAUUGUUUAUAUUGCAUACUUGUAUAUAAGCCAUGCUUGAUAUUAGAUUGUUUAUAUUUAGUGAUGUCCCGAACUGUUUGCCGAACGGUUCGCGAACUGUUCGCCAUGGACUCGUCAUUGAGUAAACUUUGACCCUGCACCUCACAGUCAGCAGACACAUUCCAGCCAAUCAGCAGCAGACCCUCCCUCAAUUGCCAAAGCCCAAUACUGGUCACAAGGUGUAGGUGGCAUGCAAGGAGAUUCUGGGGUUUUUUGAGACCCUGGCAGUCUCUCUUUCCUAGGGCAGCCUUAGACUCACAACUGCUGAUCACGUUCACUCAGACAUAUGGAUUUAAAUGGUGUUUAAAGGGCUCUAUGCAUACCAUUGGUGAGUCUGAGGCUAUUAAAUAUCUAAAUGUAGUAAAAUCUAAAUGUCAUUAAAGCCCAUAAUGUGGAGGGGAGCAACAAGUGUUCUCAUGUCCCUAAGCGAUUAAAGGAAAAUUUGGAGAUUAAAAAAUAAAUCAAUUUAUUUUGAACAUUUCUUUGUUCCUUUACGCAUUUAGAUUAUGACCUCCUUUUAAAAUUUAGAAAAUGUAAAAAAAAAAUUAAAUUUUUUUAACUAUUGACAGCCACUCCUCCUCUUUUGAUAUGAGUCCAAUCAGUUGCUUCUUAUAGCGAAGUAUGGAGAUCUACUACACAUGGGCAGUAAUUUUCCUUCCUGCACCAGUCAUUUGCUUCUAACAGACUGUUAAACAGAUGAAGGAAAGGCAAAAUUAAUACACUUAAUAUUGGCAUUGGCACAAAAAAUACUGGUACUCCCCAAUAGUUCAAAUUGAAUAACAUGUAAACCACAAAAAGAGUGUACAGGUGUUCAAAGGUAAAUGGAAAUGGUGUGCAUAACAGUGAAUGAUAGAAAAACACACUGUGAUCUCAUGACAAGCAUUAAAGGGACACUCCAUUGCCUAAAUAAAAUUACAAAAAAAAACACAAUUUUGUAUAUAUACCCCACAAUGAAGACAUGCAUGCAUUUAACUAUGCAUUUUUGCUGGUAUAUGUAAAAGCAGCUUGCAAAAGCCGCCUGUAUUUUUUUCUGAAGCCUUGGCAAGCCCUCCCCAACUACUUCCCAAACUUUUUUGUGGUUGUCCAAUCACAGACAUUUCAAUGCAGCUCAAUGAAAAGUCUUUGCAAGACAGGCGCUCUGAACAAUUGUCUGCCUCUUGAGUUUAGCUCCACUGAAACAAACAACCAGGAAGUAACAGCAAGCUGAAGUGCUUUCGGGCUCUGGUGUGUCCCUUUAACAGCAUUUGACAUAAUUAUGCUGGGUAUAAUGAUGCUGAACAUAAAGCAGUGGUGGGUCUAGGGGAAAGCACCGGAGCAAUUGUUCCACCCAAGAAGCUAUGGGUAUUUAUAUCUGGCUGGCAAGAAGGACUGAAUGAGUGAUCACAUCUACUCGGUCCCCAACUCUCUGAAAUUAUAUUGUAUCUAUGGAUCUAUGUAUCUAUCUCCAGUGGCAAAACUGAUAUAGAGAGGGCCCUGGUAAUAGAAAGUUUCUUGGGCCCCGCUCUAGUGCAAGAAUGGUGAGAAGAUAGAUCCCCAGCUGUUGAAAAACCUCCCACAAUGCAAUGCCAGCUGGGGAUCUACCAUUUGCCCAUAUUUUCAGGGUUGUAUUAGUGUGCAGUAUUUGUGUGUUUGAAUAUAAGCAUGUUUUUGUGUAGCGAAUGUGUGGGGUGUAUUUGUAUGUACUAUUGCCAUUGGAAUGCAGUGGUGUACUUAUGUGUAGUGUUGGUUUUUAAAUGCAAGUGUGCUUUUGUGUGCAGUGUUGGUGUUUGAAUGAUGGGGUGUUAGUAUAUAAUUUUAGUGUUUUGAUACAGGGGUGUGUUUGUAUGUAAUGUUUGUUUUGAGUAAUGUUGGCGUCUAAAUCCAGGUGUGCUUUUGUGUGUAAUGUUGGUGCUUGUAUAUAAUUUUAGUGUUUUAAUAUAGGAGUGUGCUUGAAUGUAGUGUUGGCUUUUAAAUGCGGAUGUACAAUUGUGUAUAGUAUUGGUGCUUGAAUGAAGGUGUGUGUUUGUAUAUAAUUUUGGAGUAUGAAUGCUAGGAUGUGUUUGUAUGUAAUGUUUGAUUGCAUGGGUGUGUUUGUAUGUUAUAUUGGUGUAUGAUUGCUGGAAUGUAUGCACGUACACUGCCAGAUACAUACAUACUUAUACAGCUAUACAAACACAUUAAAAUUCAGAUACACAUGUAAACACUUUGACACAUGCUUACACUUUGGCACAUGCACAUACUUUGACACACAGAUACAAACACUGGCACAAACACACACCUUGACGCUCAAGAUAUACACACUGUUGUCAUAGUCAAGGCAGGAGAGGACCCGGGGAGCUCUUGCCAGCAGCUCCGCCGGGUUCCUCUCGAGAGGUCGGAGCGUUGCCACGGUUACCGAGGCAAUGCUCAGAUCUCGCGAGAGUGAGCGCUAGCCCCCUGUGGGGCUAGAGUUCACUCUCCACUGGACCACCAGGGAUGGCAGCACGUUGCCCCCUCCCUACAUAGGGUAAGAAGGCACGGGAGAUAUUAACUAAACGGCCCCCCCACCCCGCACAUUACACACAGACAGCACACACAUACAUCACCCUUACACACACUGCACCCACACACACACACACACACACACUAACAGCACCCUCACACUAACAGCACCCUUACACACACAGCACCCUUACACAUACACACACACACAGCACACACUAACAGCACCAUUACACACACAGCACCAUCACACACACACACUAACAGCACCCUUACACACACACACACACACUAACAUCACCCACACACAUAAGCACCCUUACACACACAUACAUCACCCUUACAUACACAGCGCCCUUACACACACAGCGCCCUCACACACACAGCAGUAUAUGUGUGUGUGUGUGUGUGUGUAUGUAUAUAUAAAUAUAUAUAUAUAUAUAUAUAUAUAUACAAUUUGUUGGUGUUUUGCACUCCUUCUUUCCUCUUGGUUAAAUGCCCGGUGCUCAGCUGCACAAAAAUACAAUCUGCCAAAUGAAGCCAGCACUCAAGGACUUGUAAAAAACGAAAAGGGUUUUAAUCCAUAGAACUUGUCAAUGUUUCAGUUUACAUCAGCAAACUUUCAUCAGGACAUCAAUUGAGUGCUGGCUUCAUUUGGCAGAUUAUAUAUAUAUAUAUAUAUAUAUAUAUAUAUAUACCGUAUUUUUCGCUCCAUAAGACGCACUUUUUUUCCCCUCAAAAGUGAGGGGAAAUGUCUGUGCGUCUUAUGGAGCGAAUGUGAAGAAUUACUUACCUGUCUUGGAGCGUGGGCCGGCUUCACAGCGCGCUCCGCGGUCCAGGAACUUCUAUUUCAGGUUCCGGUUUCCGGCGGGACUGAAAAGAAGUGCACACACAGUGUGCACACUUCCUUUCAGUCCCGCCGGAAACCGGAACCUGAAAUAGAAGUUCCUGGACCGCGGAGCGCGCUGUGAAGCCGGCCCACGCUCCAAGACAGGUAAGUAAUUAUGGGACAAGGGGAGGGGGAGACACUAUGGGACAAGGGGAGGGGGACACUAUGGGAGAAAGGGAGGGGAGACACUAUGGGAGAAGGGGAGGGGGGACACUAUGGGAGAAAGGGAGGGGAGACACUAUGGGACAAGGGGAGGGGGGGACACUAUGGGACAAGGGGAGGGGGGACACUAUGGGACAAGGGGAGGGGGAGACACUAUGGGACAAGGGGAGGGGGAGACACUAUGGGACAAGGGCAGGGGGGGACACUAUGGGAGGGAAAGUGCACUAUGGGACAAUGGGAGGGGGGGACACUAUGGGAUCAGAACACUAAUGGACAAGGGGAGGAGGGGUUAAAGAACACUAUGGGACAGGGUAGGAGGGGUUAACAAUCACUAUGGGACAGGGUAGGAGGGGUUAACAAUCACUAUGGGACAGAGGAAAGGGGGGUUAAAGAUCAUUAUGGGACAGGGGAGAAAAAAAAAUAUUCUGAACAAACUGUCCCAUGGUAAGAAACACUAUGGAACAGUUUGUGCAGAAUAUUUUUUUUUCUGGGUUUCCUCCUCUAAAAACUAGGUGCGUCUUAUGGUGAGGUGCGUCUUAUGGAGCGAAAAAUACGGUAUAUAUAUAUAUAUAUAUAUAUAUAUAUAUAUAUAUAUAAUAAAGUGGAUAGCUUGGCACUCUCCUUACUAGUAUUCAAAAUAUGUAUACCUGCCCGGGUGCAAUCCACAGUGCGUCCAAUAUAUAUACGCGGCUUGUGUGUUUGUGCUUUAGGGUGCACACCCUUAUACAAUAGUCAUCUUGAGGAAGUGUCUCUAGUGCAGUCACAAGCAUGUUCUCUGGCAAGUGUAUACAUUGUUCUUUCUCUGAAAUGGCAAUGUUUUCCAUUUCAAAACAAAAAGGGCAGGGCUUAUAUACCAAUAUUGCUUAAUUUUGGCAUUUUUUUAGGCUCACUGGGUGAUGGUUGCAGAGUUCUCUCCAUAAUAAAUAUACAUUUAUCAGAGUUACUGUUUUGUUUUAAUAAGUAGUAAACCUGAUAGAUAACCUGUUUCACAUAUCACAGGGGGCAUACCAGUAGUCUUUAUUUGUUCUUACCUUUGGCUUUUUAUAAUUAGUAAUGGUACCAACUAGUUCUCAUUGCGCAGUUCUCUCUAAAUCUUCAGACAUUUACACAAGUGGUUUCUAUAGGCAGGAAAAAGAACUUUGGGUAAUGUCUGUGGAACAAGUGUAACCUUUUCUUUUUAUAUUUAUAUUGGUCAUUCCCUCUGGCAAUUUACCAAAAAGAUACAACAGUGCACACGUUUUUAAAAACACAAAAUCUUUAAUUAUGAAGAAAGUUGGACCUUGCACAUAUUGGUGGGGUUAUGGCAGAUUUAUUGGAAAAACAUACAACUGAAGCCUUUAUCAAGUUCCUGUGGGAGAAGAAGCAUAGUAUGGUUUCUAAUAAAUCUGCCUUAAAGUUAACACCAACUGUAUGUGCUCUGUCCAAAUUUCUUUAUGAUUAUUGAUAUGUUAGGAAUGGUCCACACUGAUCUGCAGGCACUAUGGAUGGAAAUUAUUUAGCAAGUGUCACUCCACUCUAUGAAUAGAAUAUAGAAUCUUUAUGUAGAGCAGUCUAUCUAUGAUUUGCCUGUAAAGGUAAAUCCAAAGAUGUUUUAGAACUGCAACACGCUUGACACUUUGUCAUUCUAAAUGCUUGCAAAGCAUCAUGGGAUUGAAGUUCUAAAACAUCUGUGAACCAGCCUUUUGGGCAAAAAAAUUGACACAGAAUAUACACACAAAAUGCAUCAUAUUUAACACAUGAAGUCAUUUUAGCCAAUUUGUUUUAGCUUUCUAUGUAUACUGUUUAUUAAAGAUUAUGUCUGUCUAUUUAGCUAUCUAUUUUCUUAUUUGAGCAGGCCCUAAUUACCUCUUGUUCUUGUAAGUCAGACUUGUGUGUUGAUUUUAACUUAUAUCUGUACGUCUUGAGAACCCAUUUACAAGGCUGUGCAAAAUUAUGGUGCAUUAUAAAUAAUAAAUUGUUAUAUAUAAAUGAUAAUUAAUCUAUUGUAUAUGUUUUAUAUGUAAAGUAUUUUUAGGUCAUAUCUCCAUUCAACAUAUUUACGUCUUUCUCGUCUGUCUUUUACUUUCUUUGCAGUAAGGACGUAUGUUGGUACAGAAAACUUGACAACCUACCACUCGUUUACAUGGAGAUGGUUCGGAAUUACUACAACAUGCAUGCAGUGUAUGUUAUACACACUCGGUACAAGCUAAUGGAAGAUGCUCCAUACGCCUACCAGGAACAUUAUAAAUAAUAAUACAGAAUGUGUUUCUUUCCUUCAUUCUGCAAACAAAGGGUAAAUCUCUCUUUGAGACUUUAAGUGUUUAAAACAAUUAGACAACUGCUUUCUGAAAUGUAUCUAUUUAGCUACUUCCAGAUAUAAAACUGGCAAACUGAAAUAAAGGAAACUGUGGGACCUAAAAGGGAUGGAGUGAGUUAGGUUUAGCUAUUAUACCUGCCUGAUCAAGUUCUAAUUAUUGUGUUUUAGCACAAAUUAGACAGGUCACAGGGCAAAUCAAAUAUAUGGGGCAAAGGGUUUUAAGUUGGUAUGUGUGUAUACUGAACCUUGGAAUAGGUGGUGAGGCUUGAAAGAUAUAGGUGGCCACAAGCAGAGAAGGGAGGGACAGUAAUGGGCUGGUGGUGUGGUUGGUGUGCUGAAGGGACUCCUCUAGAUUAGCUUGAAGCAGACUUGGCUGUGGGUGGUCCAGUUUUAGCAUGAACCGCUAGAAACCCCUUUCCCCUUUUUUUAGUGGGGAUCUUGACAUCCCCAAAAUUGUAACAUGUGAUUAUGCCUUUGAUUAACUAAAGUCUACCCAUUUACUGAAGUCGGGGAAGUGGGUAUUUAUCCUUCCGAUACCAUUGCCUGUCUAAAUUAUAAUUAUCAAAGGGUGAUGAAAAGAGAUUGACUGGUUAAUUGGGGAAGCUUAAACCUUUAAGUAUCAUGAAAGAGGUUUGAACAAAUUUUGUCCCUGGCAUGUAUCUUGAAAAAUGUGUAAUUCGGUAUUCAGGGAAAAAAUAUUUCUAGUUUUUCUUUAUUAUCCUUUAUACUAGAAAUUGUAGGUUGUGUUUUAAAGGUGUUUUCUUAAAAUACCUACUAACAGCAUAUAAAUAUUUAUAAAAUGAUCUGCUUUUGUCACUCUCUUAUAUAAUAUUUGAAAGCCGCAUGUUAAUAAAAAGUCUACAAAUUGUUUUAUGGUAGCCUUUGUUCAGUUUUUUUUGCGCUUGAUAUAAAUUCUCUGUUCUCCUUUCUUCUGACAAGGGAAAAUAAGAAAAC
Messenger RNA from Pelobates cultripes (western spadefoot toad), 39720 nucleotides. NCBI's taxonomy places the organism in Eukaryota, Metazoa, Chordata, Amphibia, Anura, Pelobatidae. The record is from the annotation of a GenBank genome assembly.